UAGCCAAAGAAAACAAACUGGGAGAGGCAUUAAAAGCUGUUGAAGAUUCGAGGAAAUUUUAAGUACAGCAAUGAGUGAUGGGUCGGACUCGGACUCGGAGAUGAAUCAAUGACUCCUAGAACCAACACUUAAUCACCACAAUGACGGGCCUUGCUCAACAAGCCGAUAAUUCGUUCCCUGCCGCCGCUUACGGUACCUACAAAGUUGGACGUAGUAGUGGAGAUUCAACGGACCCAGUAGCUGUCGAGAGUGCCAUAAAGGCAGCUUUAGAUGCUGGAUAUCGUUGUUUUGAUUGUGCCCAGUUCUAUGAAAACGAAAAGGAGAUUGGCGAAGUGCUGUGGAAACACGCCAAUCGAGAAGAGAUUUAUGUGAUUAGCAAGGUACUAUUACUAUGAGCUUUUUCUAAACGAGAAGAGAUGUAUGCGAUCAGCAAGGUACUUCUGUCAUUUUGAUUUCUUUGCCUUUGUUUCUGCAUUGUUCACCAAUAAAUAUAGUUUUAACUACUUGAUUCGACUUGAAAUUGAAUUACACAGCAGACUGACUCUAUCAGAUUGCGACCAAAAAAGGUGUGGACUACCACGGUCUACGAGGGACCGGAAGCAGUUUUGAAGCAGCUUGAGCAGUCUUUAAAGGACUUGCAGAUAGGCUACGUAGAUCUAUACCUGAUCCAUUGGCCAGUACCAGGAAAACACGUCGAAGCGUAUAAAGCGCUUCAAGGUUUUUUAUGGCAACUGAACUGGAUCUUUGUGAUAUGUUUUUUUUGAGUGCAUAGGUUUUUUUUGACUUUGAGAGCAAGACGCGUUGUAAAAUUAACCUUUAUGUUUUUCCUCUAAUCCUCGUCGGCCCUGACAAGAAAAUUCGGCGCUUAGGGCUCUCGAAUUACACGGUCCUCGACUACCAGGAGUUGAUGAGCGCAGAGGGAAUUACCGUAACGCCGUACAGCAACCAGUUCGAAGUGAAUCCGUGGCUAUAUAGGAAAAAGACUAUUUUUAUGAAAAACAAGUAAAUUGAAAGUAAAAGUAAUGGUUGUUCUUGUUCGGGAGGUGAUACGUAUUCUUAUGUUAGACAUUCAUGGUCAUUUCUGUUUUGCUCGCUCCUGAAUACGUCAUGAUCAAGGUAAACUCCCAAGUCGUAAUGAUCCUCGCCCCUCUCCUCCCUUCAUCGUCUCCUUUUUCCAGCAAGCUGGUCUGAAGUUGCAAGCAUAUCGACCAUUCGCCGAUGGACGUCUGCUACGCGAAGAGAAUGCACCUGAGGAGAUCAAGAAAAUAGUCGCUGCUCAUCCUGGCAAAACGACAGCACAGGUCCUUCUGCGAUGGGGCGUGCAGAAAGGAUGGCAGGUUCUCCCGAAAAGUUCCACACCAUCGAGGAUAGCAGAAAACGUGAAAAUUUUCGAUUUUGAUUUGUCCGAGGAAGAAAUAGCUAUACUGGAUGGUCUGGGAAAGCAAGAGGAGUAUGAAACAGCCUUUAAAAAGAACUAUGAAAAAUGUAUUGUAAGAGACACGCCUGUAGCAGGAAGUAUGACAGGUAAAGUACCAAGAUGGUUUGAUGAAGAAGACUGACUAUGACUUCUAUUACAAGGAAGUCUAAGCGAAAAAGGGACGUGUCUAGGUUAUUGACUUCUGCGGUUACUAAGAAGAGACAGGCUAAAAGAAGCUGCGAAGCUGCUAUCUGUGUACCAGGUGGAUGUCAAUGAGUCGACG
This is a messenger RNA of Amoebophrya sp. A25, 1700 nucleotides long. The record is from the annotation of a GenBank genome assembly. Lineage: Eukaryota; Dinophyceae; Syndiniales; Amoebophryaceae.